Molecule: messenger RNA, 1260 nt
Organism: Bombus pyrosoma
Lineage: Eukaryota; Metazoa; Arthropoda; Insecta; Hymenoptera; Apidae
Gene: Nubpl
Product: iron-sulfur protein NUBPL
Exons: 4
Coding region: 212-1168 (318 amino acids)
Biological process (GO): iron-sulfur cluster assembly; mitochondrial respiratory chain complex I assembly
Cellular component (GO): mitochondrion
Molecular function (GO): ATP-dependent FeS chaperone activity; 4 iron, 4 sulfur cluster binding; ATP binding
Source: RefSeq, a predicted model, not a curated record
UCCAUCGCUGUAAAUAAAAGUUACAAAAAUGUACUAUCAGAUUGUAUAUCAGCGAAUCGUUAAUAUAAAACUCAUAUACAGGAAAAGAUCUCUUAAUAUUCGUAUGCCAUAUUCUCUUGAUCUAUGAAAUAAAAGAUUCCGCGAUCACGCGAUUCAAAAUGUCAGGUUAGAAGAAACGUACUACUAGUUCCGUCAAGUAAAUCUAUUGAAAAUGUUAGCAUUCACCUCUAUGAAAAUUUUCAUACGUCUUCAGCGAAAUUAUAAUGGUGCAAAUAAGUACCGAUCGAUUUCAUUAAGUCAUUUCGUCUUUUUCGACGAACCAAGAAAAACAGAAAUAGAAACAAGACAAAAAAAGCUAAUGGCACGUGGUCUUCCAAAAUCAAAACCGUUGAAAGGUGUCAAGCAAAUUAUUGUCAUAGCAUCUGGAAAAGGUGGAGUUGGUAAAUCUACCACCGCCGUAAAUUUAUGUAUCGCUUUAAAAACUAUCAAACCACAAAAGUCUGUCGGUUUACUCGAUGCCGAUGUAUUUGGCCCAUCUAUUCCGUUGAUGAUGAAUAUACAACAAUCUCCUACAGUUAAUAAUACAAAUCUUAUAGAACCCCUUAUAAAUUAUGGUAUCAAAUGCAUGUCUAUGGGCUUUUUAAUUGAUGAUAAGUCUCCUGUAAUUUGGAGAGGAUUAAUGGUAAUGAGUGCCAUUGAUAAAUUGUUACGUCAAGUGGCAUGGAAUCCACUGGAUUAUCUUGUCAUAGAUACUCCACCUGGAACAGGGGACACACAUCUUUCAAUCAUACAAAAUCUUCCAGUCGCUGGUGCAUUAUUAGUAACUACACCUCAAAAAGCAGCCUUAGAAGUAACUAGAAGAGGAGCUAAUAUGUUUAAGCGUUUAAAUAUUCCAAUUAUUGGAAUUGUAGAAAACAUGAGCAAUAUUAUAUGUCCAGAGUGCAAAAAUGAAAUAAUUCUUUAUAAUGGUGGAACUCAAACGGUUGCUAAGGAACUUGGUGUGCAAAUUUUACAAUCUAUUCCCUUGUCAAAGGAUAUUGCAAAUAGCUGUGAUAGUGGUAAACCAAUUGUGUUAUCUGCACCGGAAAGUAUUCAAGCUGAUGCAUACAAACAUUUAGCAGAACAUAUAAUUUUGUUUUUAGCUAAGCAACCACUAAAUCUGGAAUAAUAUUUUAAAUAUUUCCUUUCAAUUAUAAUUCUUUAUAUAAACAUAACAAAGAUAUAUAAUCAUACAGACAAAGAGAAAUUUUUGAAUUAGGA